Serinus canaria (Common canary) is the source of this 717-nucleotide messenger RNA. RefSeq names its product outer dense fiber of sperm tails 3B (gene CIMAP1B). The coding region runs from base 1 to 717 and encodes 238 amino acids. NCBI's taxonomy places the organism in Eukaryota, Metazoa, Chordata, Aves, Passeriformes, Fringillidae. The record is from RefSeq and is a predicted model, not a curated record. Gene Ontology annotation, cellular component: cytoskeleton. The transcript is spliced from 6 exons.
AUGCCAGACGACGGCUGGGUGGGCCCCUGGAGACCCCACCGGCCCCGGGGUCCCACCUCGGCCGUGUACCGGAACCCCGGGCCCAAGUAUGGGAUCUCCGGCGGCAUGGGCCAAGACCAGCGCGACCCCUCCGGCCGCCGCGCCCCCGCCUACACCUUCGGGAUGAGGCUGGAGGGCCCCGAGGAGCCGCGCUCCCCCGGCCCCCAGUACCUGGUGCCCGCCGACUGCACCGCCCGGGGCCGGGAGCGCGGCCCCGCCUUUACCAUGAGCGGCCGUCCCCGCGAGCAGCGGGCCAGCGACACCCCCGGGCCAGCGUACUAUUCCCCGGAGCAGGCAACCAGGGUGACCCUGCCCUCGGCCCCCGCCUGCUCCGUGAGGUCCCGGAUCCGCCCGGACAAACCCCAGCAGACGCCAGGCCCUGCCACCUACCAGCUGCCACCCGUGGUAGGCCCCCAAUACACCAUGACAGGGCGAGGCCGCAGCAUCUUCGACGACAAUAAAAAGACCCCAGGACCCAACAAGUACGGCGCCGUGGACACCAACUUGUACAUGGCGCGGGCCCCCCGCUGCACCAUAGUGGGGCGGACCCACUCCCGCCCGACCUCCAACACGCCCAGCCCCAGCGACUACUACCCCAAGCCGGACCGGAAACAAGGACAGACCUUCGGUGUGCGCCACUCGGAAUCUGUGGUCCCCGUGAUGGACAUGCAACUGUAG